UCUUCCCCAUUUUGCACACACAAAAUCUCUCAAACAAAAUGAUUCAUCAUUGCUCCAUCACAAAACCCACUUUCUCGGUUUCGAUAUCGACCCACAAGCAUCAUCAUUCAGCUAGCUUCUUGAAUUUGGGUUUCAGAAUCCGAUGCGAAUCCGGUGAUGUCUCGUCGUCGUCGAUGCGGUCCAAUGCGUUGUCAUUGUCGUCGGAGAUGGAUGAUUCGUUCUUGAAGAAGAAUCUGAUGGAGUCAGAAGGGAAAAAGAGCGAGCCUUACCCUGGAGGAAUGCCCAAGAUGGGUCCUUUCACAGGGAGAGAUCCGAAUGUUAAGAAACCUUCUUGGUUGAGACAAAAGGCACCGCAGGGAGACAAGUUUCAGGAGGUGAAGGAGUCGCUAUCUCGUCUCAAUCUCAAUACUGUUUGUGAAGAAGCUCAGUGUCCUAAUAUCGGCGAGUGUUGGAAUGGAGGUGGUGAUGGUAUAGCAACUGCAACCAUCAUGGUUCUUGGUGAUACUUGUACUCGUGGCUGUAGAUUUUGUGCAGUUAAAACCAGUAGAAACCCUGCUCCUCCUGAUCCAAUGGAACCAGAGAACACUGCUAAGGCCAUAACCAGUUGGGGUGUAGAUUACAUAGUUAUUACCAGCGUUGACCGCGACGAUCUACCUGAUGGUGGAAGUGGACACUUUGCGCAGACUGUUAAAGCUAUGAAGAGACUUAAGCCGGAUAUAAUGAUAGAGUGCUUAACUUCUGAUUUCCGUGGUGACUUGGAAGCUGUUGACUCUCUGGUACACUCGGGGUUGGAUGUUUUUGCUCACAAUAUCGAGACUGUGAAAAGGCUCCAGCGACUUGUGAGGGAUCCUAGGGCUGGAUAUGAGCAGAGCAUGUCGGUUUUGAAACACGCAAAGAUCAGCAAACCUGGAAUGAUCACAAAGACUUCCAUAAUGCUUGGUCUUGGAGAAACAGACGAAGAGUUGAAGGAAGCAAUGGCUGAUUUAAGAGCUAUCGAUGUUGACAUUCUAACACUUGGCCAGUAUUUACAGCCAACUCCAUUGCAUUUGACUGUGAAAGAGUAUGUCACACCUGAGAAAUUUGAUUUCUGGAAAACCUAUGGAGAAUCCAUUGGAUUUCGCUAUGUUGCAAGUGGUCCAUUGAUGACUAGCGGAUUCGCGGUGUCACCGGCGAUUGUUGCCGCCGUUCGUCCUCCGGCAUCACAAGACUGUUUCUCUGCUGUCUCUGUUAAUGGACCCAAAGCGAUCUACGCUUCUUCUUGUUCUUCAAUCGUCGCAACUAUCUCAUUAUCUACUUCUUAUGGUCGAAGCAAAUGCGCCAUCUCCAUCUCGCGAAAGAAUCCACGAUCGACGAUUCGCCGCGAUAUUACUGUGAAAUCGGCGGCUUCUGUGGACGCUGAUCUUUCGACGCCGGCUUCAUCGGAGACGGAGGAGGAUGAGAAGGCGAAGGCGAAAAUUGGGGCUAGGGUUAGGGUUACGGUGCCGUUGAAGGUUUACCAUGUAGUUCGCGUGCCGGAGGUUGAAUUGAUGGGAAUGGAAGGUUUUAUCAAAGACUACGUCGUCCUCUGGAAAGGGAAGCGAAUCUCAGCUAAUCUGCCGUAUAAGGUACAGUUCGUGAAAGAGAUCGAAGGUCGUGGUCCUGUCAAAUUCUUCACGCAUCUCAAGGAAGACGAGUUUGAGUUUCUUGAUCCGUGAUUUUUGAUACAAAAAAAAGGCAAUCUUUUUCUCCUCUUCACUGAGAAAAUCUGCGUUUAGCGUUGUGAAUGGUUUGUAUUACUUGUGUAUACAUUUAGCAUAUUAUAUACAUACAUUUUCACCGGUGCUUGACU
Molecule: messenger RNA, 1828 nt
Organism: Eutrema salsugineum
Lineage: Eukaryota; Viridiplantae; Streptophyta; Magnoliopsida; Brassicales; Brassicaceae
Product: lipoyl synthase, chloroplastic
Exons: 7
Coding region: 39-1694 (551 amino acids)
Biological process (GO): photosynthesis; lipoate biosynthetic process
Cellular component (GO): mitochondrion; chloroplast
Molecular function (GO): lipoate synthase activity; 4 iron, 4 sulfur cluster binding
Source: RefSeq, a predicted model, not a curated record